CUCUAUUAAGCUUUUCUUUUGAACAUCUGCUUACUAUUGGUGUUAUUCUCCCUUUAAUUUUUUUGUUUAAUAUACAUAUUAAACUAUUUAUUUACUCACAUAAUGGGUUUAAAAGAUAUUGGGUCCAAAUUGCCACCGGGGUUUCGGUUUCAUCCAAGCGACGAAGAGUUAGUUUGUCAUUAUCUUUGCAACAAGGUUAGGGCCAAAUAUGGCCACGGUGAUGUUGAGGAUGAUGACGUUGAUGAAGCCUUGAAGGGUGCUACUGAUCUUGUGGAGAUUGACUUGCAUAUUUGUGAGCCAUGGCAACUUCCUGAAGUGGCAAAGCUGAAUGCAAAAGAGUGGUACUUCUUCAGUUUUCGUGAUAGAAAAUAUGCCACUGGAUAUCGCACAAACAGAGCGACGGUAAGUGGAUAUUGGAAAGCAACAGGGAAAGAUCGGACGGUGAUGGAUCCACGAACAAGCCAAUUGGUAGGGAUGAGAAAAACACUGGUCUUCUACAGGAAUAGAGCACCAAAUGGAAUCAAAACUACUUGGAUCAUGCAUGAGUUCCGUCUUGAAUGUCCAAACAUGCCACCUAAGGAAGACUGGGUCUUGUGCAGAGUGUUCAACAAAGGCAAAAACCUGUCCCUACAAGACAGUAACUAUAACAACGAUCAUAAGACGCAAAGGUUUGAGGUUAAUGACGCUCCUAAUUACAACAAUCAAUUGCAGCCCUUACUAUCAUCCCCUCCUUCCACCACCAUCGACCCUCCACAUAAUCAUGAUCAGUGGGAGCAGCUAAUGAAACAGCCUACAAGGAUCACCGAGAAUCCCUAUCAUCACCAUUGUCAACAUCAAUCCAUAGCAUGUGGUUGGGAGCAGAUGAUGAUUGGGUCGAUGUCGUCAUCGUCGAGCCAUGGUCCUGAUCACGAGUCCUUACUAAAUUUGCUCUACGCCGACAAAAACAAGAGUGUCAACAUCGCUGCUGAUCAUCAUGAUCAGAACUAUGAGAAGACACUGUUGUCAUCAGACAUCACGAGUUUUGAUCACGACAAGACAUGUAUGGGGUCAUCAUUCGAUGGUGGUAUGGUCUCUGAUCUUCACAUGGAAUGUGGUGGCUUGAGUUUUGAGACCGAGAACCUCCUUGCUUUCCAUUGAAAACGUAUAGCUACACAAAGGUUUUUACAUAUAUAUUCGUGAAAUAUACAUAUAUAUAGUAUAUGUAGAUUUAUCAAAUUAUCAUACAUUUAAGUUGUGUGGCUUUGGGCAUAGUGUAAUUGUGAUUCUAGGUUUUUUAGGAAGUUAUUACAGUUAGUGUUUUAUAGUUU
Messenger RNA from Eruca vesicaria subsp. sativa (arugula), 1307 nucleotides. NCBI's taxonomy places the organism in Eukaryota, Viridiplantae, Streptophyta, Magnoliopsida, Brassicales, Brassicaceae. The record is from the annotation of a GenBank genome assembly.